Babesia bigemina is the source of this 546-nucleotide messenger RNA. RefSeq lists its product as hypothetical. The coding region runs from base 1 to 546 and encodes 181 amino acids. The transcript has a single exon. The record is from RefSeq and is a predicted model, not a curated record. NCBI's taxonomy places the organism in Eukaryota, Apicomplexa, Aconoidasida, Piroplasmida, Babesiidae. Gene Ontology annotation, molecular function: protein binding.
AUGUAUUCGGAUACGGGUUCUGUGAAUAAUGACGGUAGGUCCUUUAUGGAUGUUGGCGUGACAGAAGACAAGGUUUCUUCCAACGCCACCGUAUGUGAUGUAGAGACGCCGAAAUCAAACGAUGGACCAGUUUUAUUUGGUAGGUACUCUGCUAGCUUUCUAAAAGAACGCGGAAAUGUCGUUUUUAAAAGCGGAGACUAUUUUGCGGCACGCGAAUUAUAUACGAACGCCAUUGUGAGACUGGAGCACUCGGAGAAUGACGCUCUGGCAGCACAGUUGUACUGCAACAGAGCAGCAUGUCACAUCGCGAUGGAUGAUUUCGACUCCGCUGUGUCCGAUGCCACAGAAGCCCUAAUGCUUGAUCGUUCAUACGUGAAGGUGAGCUUAAGAUUUAAAUUUGUCGUACGGCGCCAAACAUACAUUACAUUUAUAAUUGACGUAAUUGUGAAACAUUUGUAUGGGAUUUUGUGCAGUCGAUGGUUGAAAUAUGAAGGGUGUAAUUGUUUUUCGGUAACGGAUUUGUUGUGGGAGACUAAGGCACAUUGA